AUUUAUUUGGUAGCGAAGGAAGCAGCGAGGUCAAGCGAGGAGAGAGCGGAGACUUCUAUGGACGAGGAGGUGGAGUUGGAUCGCGACUUGGACGCAGUAAAUAGGUUUGUGUAUUCGGAGAUGGAUCGAAGGUGAUGAGCUGCACGAGGGAAGGUUUGUUCUGGGACCUGGUUUACUGACAAAAAUCUCGGUCAAAAACUAGAGUUGAUGGUAUGGACUUGUUUUCAUAGAGAGAGGAGCUAAGAUGGUUCCCGAACGAAGAAGACCUCCGGAAGCAUCAUCAAAAUCUUCCUGCUCAAUGAUGAGUGAGUCUCCGAGAAAUCGGAAACCAGACCUGCCAUUCGCCCCAUUUGAUUCCACAAAUUUGUGGUGUGGUGAUAGACAUGGUCGAUCCUUCCUGGAAUUUUCUCCACCUUUGGUAACCCAGUCCAGUGGCUUGUUUGGUCCUGACCGAGAGACAAAAUCCAAAAAACAACAUGAACCUUCUCCAGUAGAUGAUCCAGUCAUGGAUUGGAACCCUAGAUUGAUGCUGAGCAACCUGUCAUUCCUUGAGCAAAAGAUCCACCAAGUUCAGGAUAUUGUCCGUUCCAUAAUUAGUCAUGAAGAUCAGUUCCUUGACCAAGCUAAUGAGUUAGCAGCACAGCAGCAGCUUGUUACAGCUGAUCUAACUUAUAUCAUAAUUCAAUUGAUCUCGACUGCUGGCACUCUUCUUCCUGACAUCAAGAAUGCUCUCCUGUCAACUAAUCCUGCUGUUGGUCGGCCAGGCAGUAAUCAGAAACAACAUGAGAUCUUGCCUGUGGAGGUAGCUAAAGCUUCUCAGUAUGAUUCGUUGGUUAAAGAUUUGAAUAGUUGUGGUGGUAACGAAGAUGAGUUAAUCAAAUGUUCAAAUAAUUCUGGGGUUGACGCAUCUGAGCCCAUUCCAAUUGAAGACCAUGACACAAAGGAUAAUGAUGAUGGUAUGGAUGGAGAGAACCUCCCACCUGGUUCUUAUGAAGUUCUGCAAUUGGAGGAGGAGGAGAUUUUGGCUCCACAUACUCACUUCUGUUUGAUCUGUGGAAAGGGAUUCAAGAGAGAUGCAAACCUAAGAAUGCACAUGAGAGGUCAUGGCGACGAGUAUAAGAGUCCAGCUGCCCUUGCUAAGCCUAGCAAGGAAGCAAGCAUAGAACCACAACCCCUCAGGAGAUAUUCUUGCCCCUUUGUGGGUUGCAAGCGGAAUAAGGAACACAAGAAGUUCCAACCUCUCAAAACAAUUCUGUGCGUGAAGAACCAUUACAAGAGAAGCCACUGCGAUAAGAGUUACACUUGCAGUAGGUGCAGAACCAAGAAAUUUUCAAUCAUUGCUGACCUGAAAACUCAUGAGAAGCACUGUGGGAGGGACAAGUGGAUUUGCUCAUGCGGGACAACUUUUUCGAGAAAGGAUAAGUUGUUUGGUCAUGUUGCUCUCUUCCAAGGCCAUGCACCGGCCAUUCCCAUGGAUGAUGCUAAGGUUUUAGUAACAUCAGAUAAAGCACAGGUCAGUGAAGCAUCAAGUGGAAUGCCAGGGAAUAUGGGCUAUAACUUCAGUGGGAACACCUCACUUGAUGCCCAAAGUCCUGAUAUAAAAGGAGUUGAUGAUGGCCAUGGUUGUUUCUCCCCCAUGACCUUGGACGCAUGUAACAUUUGGGGGCUCGCCGAAUUUCCUCACUCUGCAUAUGAAGUCUCUGAAAGCACAUUCUCUUUCCUUGCUACUGGCUCUUGCAGUUCCAUUCAAAGGAAUGGAGAAAAUUAAGUUCCAGCCUGCAGGGAUGAUGAACUGCUCGGAACAACAUUAUCCAGUUAUGUAAGUUGUGCUGUAUGAAUAGACUAGCUUAGUUUAUGUUCUGAUCAUAGUGAUCGAUGAAUAUGAUCACCUUCAUGUUUCCGUACGACUUUUACUUGAUGCUCCAUUAAUUUGCACUCUCAAGUUCAUUUUCA
This is a messenger RNA of Musa acuminata AAA Group (dessert banana), 1953 nucleotides long. RefSeq names its product zinc finger protein STOP1 homolog. The coding region runs from base 245 to 1768 and encodes 507 amino acids. Gene Ontology annotation, biological process: response to acidic pH; response to aluminum ion. NCBI's taxonomy places the organism in Eukaryota, Viridiplantae, Streptophyta, Magnoliopsida, Zingiberales, Musaceae. The record is from RefSeq and is a predicted model, not a curated record. The transcript has 2 exons.